This is a messenger RNA of Diaporthe citri, 1050 nucleotides long. RefSeq lists its product as uncharacterized. The transcript is spliced from 2 exons. NCBI's taxonomy places the organism in Eukaryota, Fungi, Ascomycota, Sordariomycetes, Diaporthales, Diaporthaceae. The record is from RefSeq and is a predicted model, not a curated record. Bases 1 to 1050 code for a protein of 349 amino acids.
AUGGCCUCGGGCUGGUUCGGCAGCAAGGCCAUCGAGCUUAUAAGGGCUCGGUCGCUCUUCGUCAACGUCUCUCCGGCCCCGACGAACCUGUCCGAACGCCGCGCUGUCCUGCACGCCCUCAAACGGCACGGCCCAAUCGAGGUCUUCAAGAGGCUUCCGAGCCCCGAGACCUUUGUCUGCGCCCCGGCCAAGACAGAGCAUGCGACCGAGUUGAUCAAGCGCAGCCCCCUCACCUUCAAAUUCGUCUCGGAGACGGCAGAGUCCCUCGACGAAGAAACCAAGCCUGGGAUGCACGCCAUCGGCGUGGCGUCGCCCAUCAAGGUACACCAAGAGAAGGACAGCAGAGGCGCCAAAGCCCGCGUCGCGAAACAGGCCGAGCCGCAGCCAACCGACAUCGUCAAGACCUUUACGAUGCGCAUCAACCCCAGCCAGAGCUACUACGAGCACAAGACGAACAUCAGGCUGUCGCCGCACGGGCCGUGGCCCAAGACCGACUCGGCGCAGACGCGCCGCGAGGACCGCGACUUUGUGUUCCUGGCCCUCAGGGACGUCGUCCCCGGGACCAUCGCCCGCGCGGGCCUGUGCGACUGGCACACGGGGGGCCAGCUGUCCGGGGAGCCGGUGUCGAUGAGGGCGCAGGCGGCGGACGCCAGGCUGUGGCACAUCAAGGAGCGCCAGGCGCGCAGGAGGGCCGGGGGCAAGGGGCCGCAGGCCCAGCCGGGCGGCGAUCUCGCGGCCGUGACGAGCCUGGAUGCGCUGUGCGCGUCUAUGAACAUGUCAGAUUCGCAAGAGACGGCGUCAAACCUUCAGGAUGGGGACAGCACCGAUUCGGCUCGGGAGGCUGGGCCAUCAGAUCCUCCGCCCAAGGGCCCGGCCUGGGUCCGGCGCACGCAUUUCAAGUUGAAUCCUCUGGCAGACGGAAAGCACAGCAAGAUCGCUAAGAAGGACGUCCCAGGGGACCGGUAUCUAUGGAAGUCUGUCCUCAACAGCCAGGCUGACAACGUCAAGCUGCCGCAACCACCAAGAGAGCCGAUAGACGGCGAGAGGUGA